Molecule: messenger RNA, 837 nt
Organism: Necator americanus (New World hookworm)
Lineage: Eukaryota; Metazoa; Nematoda; Chromadorea; Rhabditida; Ancylostomatidae
Exons: 8
Coding region: 1-837 (278 amino acids)
Biological process (GO): non-motile cilium assembly; intraciliary transport
Cellular component (GO): centrosome; cilium; intraciliary transport particle B
Source: RefSeq, a predicted model, not a curated record
AUGCUUACGCCAGCUGGCCUCCAAUCUGCAUUCAUGGACUCCUGUGCAGACAUCAACGCCGAUUUCUCUGCUAACAAACUGAAGUCAGGAGCAGGGGAUGCCGUACUGCAUGUGCUCGACUGCUUAGCUGAUGCUGCUCUUAUUCACACCAAUUUCAAAUGGGAAAAGAUGAUCCCACCAGAAAAAGAAGACGAUGAUGUCGCUGUAGAUCAAGAAGAAGAUGACGAUCAAUCCUCCGAGGAUGUCCCUAAGCAGGCAGUACUUCACAGUAAUACGGAUGUUAUAGCGUGGCGUGAGGAAGUGGAACGAGUCACUCCGCUCUUGAAAAUAACCAUUAGACAGGAUGCCAAGGAUUGGAGAAUGCACCUUGAACAGAUGGCAACUCUUCAGCAAAAUCUAACAGACCUAAUCGAUGAGCUCACUCCUAAGUUGGAUUCAGUGGCGAAUGAGGUCGAAAAAUCGCUAGAGAGGAUUGAGUCACGUGAACGGACAUUGAACCAGCAAUUGGGAAUGUGGUUGUCCCGCUACAAAGAAUCACAAGACGCAAGAGCAGAAGUCAGGGAACGAUACAAAGCCGCUUCCGGAGGUGUUGCAGAGCGAACAACGACAUUGCAAAAGAUCUCCGAGGAUAUUGAUCAGAUCAAAAUGCAAAUCGAAGAACAGGGAGCAAAAACUAGUGAUGGAGCUCCGAUGAUGAAGGUGAAGCAAGCGCUCCUGAAAAUUGAAGAAGACAUCCAGCGGAUGAAUGUCCAGAUUGGGGUUCUCGAGCAAAGUCUUCUGCAAGCUCAGCUUAAAGAACGAGUCUCCUACGCAGCACAAUCUUAUGGAGCAGUUUAA